UCUCUUCAUUCGGACACAAACAUCUACGGGAAAUGUCAGCGUUUGAGAACCUGAAGGAGUUCGCCGAGCAGCGGCUAGCUGCGGCGGUCGAUGAAAUAUUUGAAUAUUUUGAGAAAACAGUAACUGACUAUGACGAAGAAUUGGACUGUUAUGUGAGGUUGUUGGAUAUUAUUUUACAACCUCAAAUAAGGCUUCAAAGAGCAGAUGUCCAUUCACUGACUGACAGUGCUGAGGUUCCCCCUGAGCAGGAGAUGAGGUCCAGUCUGGACCAGGAAUCCCCAGAGUCCCCAAGAAUUAAAGAGGAACACGAGGAGGUCUGGAGCAGUCAGGAGAAAGAGCUCUUAAAAGGACUGGAGAAAGCUGAUAUCACUCUCAUCUCUGUGAAAAGUGAAGAUGAUGAAGAGAAACCUGAGUUAUCGCAGCUCCAUCAAAGCCAAGUUGUGGAGCACAGAGAGGUAGAGGCUCCAGCCAGCUUCCCAACUAAACACAUGAAAGCUGAUGUGAAUGAAGAGGACAGUGGAAUAUCAGAACCAGUCUGUGAUGUACAAGCAGUUCGUACUGACAGCAGUGUAGACAUUUAUGAACCAGAAACUGAAGAUAGGAAUGAUUUGAACAGAUGUAAUGCUGGUAAACUGCAUAAGCCUUUCAGCUGUUUAUUUUGUGAAAAACGUUUUGUCUGUAAAUUGGAUUUGGUGAUACAUGCAAGAGGUCACACAAGGGGAAAACCAUUUAGGUGUUCAAAUUGUGCUAAAUGUUUUAGCUACCGCACAGCUCUUAAACAACAUAUGAUGCUCCACACGGGAGAAAAACCUUUCACUGGCAGAGUGUGUGACCGAAGACUCAUCCGGAAGUCACAAAUCAAAACCCAAAAGUAAAAACACAUCCCACUUUUUUUAACAUCCACCUGAGUGCAUUAAAACAGUCAUAGAAGGAACAUAAUGGUUUGAUGUGAAAGUGCAUUGUUUUUCUUCUGUUCAUAGCCCAGAGAGUAGUUCACUAUGGACGGUCUUCACAAAUGGAAAAAUGAUCAUUAUUCACUGUCUGUAUGUGUUAACCCUGUGAUUGGCAGGUAACCUGUUACCCAAUGUGAUUUGGAAUCGGCCAGAAAUUCCGUUUCUCUGUGGAGGGGGAAGAACGUCUAAUGACUUCCUUCAAAAGUUAAAAAGUCCCACUUUGAUCUUUUAUGCUUCUUUUAGCUGUUUUUCCUUUUUUUCUUAUCCUUUUUAGUAUUAUUGUGUGACCUGCAUGUUUAACUAAAGCAUAGAACAUAGAUGGUGUGAAAAUGCUGUAUUUACAGUACUUACAAUUGACACUGAAACAUGGUAUCAACCUAUGAUUGUAAUUUGUGUAAAUCACAGAUUAAGCAAACAUGUAAAGCAUGUGUUGAUUCCAGCUUGUCAAAUGUGAGGAUUUGUUUUUUUCCUGUUUCCUAAAUUAAAGAUGUUUGGGAUUGUGGAAAAAACCACCAAUUUA
Messenger RNA from Scomber scombrus (Atlantic mackerel), 1473 nucleotides. RefSeq names its product zinc finger and SCAN domain-containing protein 12-like. The record is from RefSeq and is a predicted model, not a curated record. Gene Ontology annotation, cellular component: nucleus. Bases 33 to 875 code for a protein of 280 amino acids. The transcript is spliced from 2 exons. Lineage: Eukaryota; Metazoa; Chordata; Actinopteri; Scombriformes; Scombridae.